Messenger RNA from Melospiza georgiana, 8238 nucleotides. RefSeq names its product septin 8 (gene SEPTIN8). The transcript has 10 exons. Gene Ontology annotation, cellular component: septin complex; septin ring; cell division site. Lineage: Eukaryota; Metazoa; Chordata; Aves; Passeriformes; Passerellidae. Gene Ontology annotation, molecular function: molecular adaptor activity; GTP binding; GTPase activity. Bases 52 to 1386 code for a protein of 444 amino acids. Gene Ontology annotation, biological process: cytoskeleton-dependent cytokinesis. The record is from RefSeq and is a predicted model, not a curated record.
GCGGGCAGCGGCAGCAGCGCUCCCGCCGCCGGAGCCGCGCCAGCCCCGGCCAUGGCCGCCACCGACCUGGAGCGCUUCUCGAAUGAAGAGAAGAGGAACCUGUCCCUGGGGGGCCAUGUGGGCUUCGACAGCCUCCCGGAUCAGCUGGUCAGCAAGUCUGUCACACAAGGCUUCAGCUUCAACAUCCUCUGUGUGGGUGAGACUGGCAUUGGGAAGUCCACGCUGAUGAACACCCUGUUCAACACCACCUUUGAGACGGAGGAAGCCAGCCACUACGAGAGCGCCGUGCGCCUGCGCCCGCGCACCUACGACCUGCAGGAGAGCAACGUGCACCUGAAGCUCACCAUCGUGGAUGCAGUUGGAUUUGGGGAUCAGAUCAAUAAGGACGAAAGUUACAGGCCAAUCGUUGAGUACAUUGAUACGCAGUUUGAAAACUAUUUGCAAGAGGAGCUGAAAAUCCGCCGGUCUCUGUUCGACUACCACGACACGAGGAUCCACGUCUGCCUCUACUUCAUCACCCCCACCGGGCACUCGCUCAAGUCCUUGGACCUGGUGACAAUGAAGAAGCUGGAUAGCAAGGUGAACAUCAUCCCCAUCAUUGCCAAAGCAGACACCAUCUCCAAGAGCGAGCUGCACAAGUUCAAGAUCAAGAUCAUGAGCGAGCUGGUCAGCAAUGGGGUGCAGAUCUACCAGUUCCCCACGGACGACGAGGCCGUGGCCGAGAUCAACUCCGUGAUGAAUGCUCAUCUGCCCUUUGCUGUGGUCGGCAGCACGGAGGAGGUGAAGGUUGGGAACAAGCUGGUGCGAGCUCGGCAGUACCCCUGGGGAGUGGUGCAAGUGGAGAAUGAGAGUCACUGUGACUUUGUGAAGCUGAGGGAGAUGCUGAUCCGGGUGAACAUGGAGGACCUGCGGGAGCAGACCCACACGCGCCACUACGAGCUCUACCGCAGGUGCAAGCUGGAGGAGAUGGGCUUCAAGGACACAGAUCCAGACAGCCAGCCCUUCAGCCUCCAAGAAACAUACGAGACCAAAAGGAAAGAGUUCUUGGGUGAGCUCCAGAGGAAAGAGGAAGAAAUGAGACAAAUGUUUGUUAACAAAGUCAAGGAGACAGAGGCAGAGCUGAAGGAGAAGGAGAGAGAGCUGCAUGAGAAGUUUGAGCACUUAAAAAGGAUACACCAGGAAGAGAAGAGGAAGGUGGAGGAGAAGAGGAGGGAGCUGGAGGAGGAGAUGAACGCCUUCAACAGGCGGAAAGUGGCAGUGGAAACCUUGCAGUCCCAAUCCUUGCAGGCUACCUCACAGCAGCCACUCAAGAAGGACAAAGACAAGAAAAACUUCUUUAGUCUUCCCAGUGCGUACUCCAUAACAACAGGAAGAUAUGUUAAUUAGAAGAUUUAUUAAGGCCAAAACAUCUCAUGCAGAAGAAAUUAAUUGGUGCUUACACCUUUAAGCUUUCAAUAUGUUGCACAGAAGAGAAUAUGUAGCAAGGACUAAAAUUCACCGUGUCUUUUGAUGGGGAGAAGUUUGCUUAAUCAGGUUUCUUGGUAAAGUUGAAAUCCAAGAUACUUGCAAAAGGUAAACUGCUAAUUACACUGCUGCACGGCUGGCACUAAACCCAGAAUGGUUUUGGGGCUCAGCCCAAGGGAGUUAACACUGACUGACUCCAGAGAGGUGAGGGACAAAGCUGGGGUAGUGUGAGGAGCUUCCAGCUUUGCUGCUCGAGCUGCUGCAGUAACAGGGUCCUGCAGGUCCUCUCCUCACUCUGGUUUUGGGGUGUAACUGGGGAACCCGAUGUCCCUAACCUGACAUCCCUAAUCUUUCAGCUGGAUUCUCACCUUUCAUAACAAUAACUCUUCUGUGCAGCUUGCUUCUGUAUACUUACAGGUUUUAUAACCAAAAUGCCCCAACCUUCCUCUCUUUGGUUUUCUGAGGGCUGCACUUUGUGCCUCACACCAUAACCCUUUCCCCAGAGCUCCCUGCCCACCUCCCCUCUGCUGCUUUGGGCCAGGUGACCCUGCCUGGCCAGUCUGGGCUCUGCUCAUCCUGCUGGGAUGUGAUGGGUGCUAAGGGAGCCAUGUUAAAGCACAACUAAAUGUUAUUUAUUAAUGGAGGAGAAAUGGUUUAAAGCUGGAGACUCGGUGUUCCUGGUGUAAGUUCUGUGUUUGUAACAGACUGACUUCCCCUUACACAAACACUUUUCUUUAAGAAAAGGAAAGGGGAAAAACAAAGUGUGAUGUCUGUGCCCCAGUAACUUCACACAGGAACAGGGAGAGGCCCCAGUUUAUCUUUGUUUUAAACAACCUUGUAAAUGAAUCUCAGGAAUGACCUGUACCAAAGCUGGGUUUAAUAAAAACAAAACUGACUUGUUUAACAAACAUCUGUUAAAACCAUGGUUUGUGCACCAAGUAUAACCAGAACAAUGUUCUGUGUCCCUCUGUGAUCCCAGUUUCCCCUCAUUAACCCCGUUGCCCUCUGAUUAAAGUGUGAUGUCCCCUGUGCACCCCUGUGUCUUGGCAGCUGCUGUCCCUAGUCUCCCUCCCUUUUCCCCACUGCCCCAGGCUGGCAGGGAGGAGUGGCCAAAAGCCAGUCUUUGGCAGGAGCUUUGAAGAAAUCUCACCCUCACCCUGUGCCCCUACCUCAUGCUGACGGUGUGACCACAGUGGGACAAAGGCUGAGCAUCAGAGUGUGGUUGUGUGUGACAGGAGCCCCGAGGCUCCCAUGGAGGACUUUGUGUCCCUGUAACCCCCCGAGAGACAGAGAGGCUGCUGUAGAGGCUCUGAGGGUGUGGGACAAGUGACUAAACCCUCUGGAUGCCCUUAGCCUGACUCAGAGCUGGGAAAUUGCAGCUGUACCAGGUAUGUGGCCUGUAUAGGACUGAACUGGACACGAGGAGAAGCUGUGGAGGAUGCUGCCACUUGCAGGCAGUAGGAAUGAAACCCAUGACAAACAUUUUCACCCCAUGCUCGUCACCCCUGCUGUCCCUGCUGCCACAGUGGGCGGGGAUGAGGCCCCACUGGUGCCAGGGGAAGUGGGACCAGGUGAGCAGCGCCAGUGUGACACAGCUGGGUCCUGGGGCCAUGAAUUCAGAGCUGGAAGGCUGCUUAGGAGGGCUCUGUCUGUCUUCCCUGCAUGGACUGGGACAGCUGAUGCUGUGUGUGACCAUCAGCUGAGCCAUUGUACAGCUUUGCUGUUGCUUUGAGGACUCUCUAAACUUGCUUGUGUUCUCUUUUGAGGCAGCCACUCUAAUUCCUUUGGCAAAGCUUUCAAGCAGCUUGGAGCUUUUGUCAAGUUAGAUUCCCAGCAGGAUAAGUGAAUUGGAAAUAGAAGCUUUUUGUUCUUUUUCCAAAUUGCUCAGAUUUGAUUAAGUUCUGUUUGUCAUGACCAUAGUUAGGUCACCAGGGGGAUUCCAGUUGCAUGUCUUGCUGAGGAGGAAUGGGAGGGGGCUCUGAGACCUGCCAGAAGUUAAUGCAUCUCUCCAUCUCUGCACUUUUCUGCCUUCCUAAAGAAUUGAACUGUAAGUACUGCUCAAAUUCAAUUUAACACAGCAAAGUCAAUUAGCAGGAGAAAAAAAAAACAAUAACUGUAUUGCUGCAAUGCCACAAAUGAGGUAUAACUAUUGCAUUACUCUUCCCUUUGCAGUUUUCUUGUCUCUUGGUCAGUUCUCUGACCGCAGGAGUUUAUUUAUUUGUGCAGCAUUUCUCCUAGGUCAUCACACACCCUCCACAAUUAGUGCCCCUGAGUCAGGUUUCUUGUCAGAAAACCCCAGUGAGUGCUGUCUUGAAAUGGGGCAGCUCCCUCCUCACCUGCAGUGGCUCCUGGGUGAUUCCAUGAGCUGUGACAUGGUUCCUUUAGCUGGGGUUAUGAAUGGGGGCAUUGUGGUGGGUGGGAGGAUCUGAAAUGCUUUGCUGUUUCUGUAGGUGGUUUAAAACAACCACAGAAAACAGUUCUGUGGAUGUUUACCAUAGGGGAUUUCAGGUGUAAUUGCAGCUUUGUUUACAAGGUGGUGGUAGCUUCAGGCAUCUGGAAAUCUGGUCUGAAUUGAGGCAACAACAAGAGGAGUCUGGGUUUGAGAAAUAUGCCUCACCUGGGCUGAGAUCCCCCAAGGGAAGGGACCUUACCAGGUCAGAGCUCUUUGAAAAUACUUUAUAAGCAUUCUCUUUAGUUCUUCUGGGAGUGAAUAUUGCCCAAAACAACAAUCCUCACAGAGCUGGCCAUAACCACAUCAGAGCUGUGCCAGCACUCACUGAAUCUGGCACAUUCUCACCAGUUACUGGUGUGGAGCAAAUGGGAUCUGCAGUGGUGAGUUGAGCUGCAGUUGGAAUAAACUCAUGUUGUACACACAGUCCAAACAGGUAGGCACAGGGGUGAGAUGUCAUCCUCUCUGAAACUCACUGGGCAAAACAAUUGUUCCUGGCACUGCUGUGUGUGGGGAGUGUUCAUCUUGUCACUCAUUACUUGUCCAGGCAGGGAGGGAAAAGGUGUUGAAGCUUCUGACCCCGUACUGCUAGAAAAAGAAAGAGGAUUGGUGCUAUUCUCACUAUCCAAAAAUCUCCCUGUGUAACAAGAAUGGUCCUGUGCAAGAGCAGCUCCUUCCUGUGCCUGGCAGCUCAUCCUUUGGGGUAGGAAGCUCCACUCUGAGCAAUGGCAGAAUGAAGAGGUAAGUGACAUUUUUAGCCUGUGGAAGCCAAGACAGAAGUGUUUGUUCCCUCAUGGUAACUGCAGUGCUGGAGUAGGUGUGUCGAGGGAGCUGUGCUGCCGGAGAAGCAGCAGUGUGUCCUGGGAGCACAGGCAGCCUCCAGGUGAGCUGUUCCCAUCCCAGUGUGGCAUCUUGCACCCUGAUUGGGAACAUGGAGCCCUGAGGGGCCUUACAGCACUGCCUUUAUCUUUGGGAUUAACCCCUGUUAAUGUGUACUUUUGCAUGUUGAUCAUAGAGAUGUGCAGAGACUUUGAAAAGCAAGUUUGUUCAUGGGCUUUAACACCUCAUCCAGCUGCAGGCAAGAGCUGUGCCCAUAGGCUCACAGCUGUGAGGAGAAACAUGAGGUUGGGAUUGUUGUGGUUUGGAGUUACAGCGUGUUAAUCACCGUGUGUAGAGCUCUGCUGCUGGUAUUUCCAAGGGUACACACAGCUGGGGACAAUGCUUGAGACAGGGCAAAGGGAUGGGAGGGAAGCAGAGCCCAUCACACAGCCACAAUCUCAGUUUCCUGCAGGGAUUGGUGUGGGCAUCACCUUUCAGCUGGGCUGUUCCAGGGCCACAGAGAACAGGCAGACCAAGCUGAUGUUUUAUUUAGUGGAAACUAUAAAAGACAACUCCCCUCCUCCCAAAAGCCAGGCAGUCAACUCACAGCUUAUGAGAGAAAAGGAAGGCAAUGCUCAGGGGGAGGGAAGAGCCCUAGCAUUAAAUGAGAACCUUUCCUGUGGUAGCAUGAGUAAAUACCAUGUUCCAAACAUGCUGCUGCCUGACCCUGAGUAUGUGGGGGCCUCACAAACAUCAUGUGGCCUAAACCAGCCCCAAGUCCUGCUCCUGCAGCAUCCCAGGCCUGGGCAGGGCCUUCCCUCACCACAGCAUCAACAGCCUGAGGUAGCUUUGACCUGGCUCAAGGGAAUUCUGUGGCUUUCACUGCUGGUUCAACUCAUGUCUGUUCACACAGGUUAUUUGCACUAAGUCUCCAUUACUGGAUGUUACUGGAACACUUGAGGGCCUCCUUUGUGGUUUCAAGAGCUGCAUGGCUUUCUCCCUGCACACCCAGAGCUCACUCUGGCAAAUUUAACAUUUGAGAAAGCAUGAACAGCUGCUCAGCACAUCAGUCCUGCAUGGUUAGUGCAGGAAUUCCUCUCCUACAAGAUCAGACAAUGAAGAAGGGGGGAAGGCCAGCAAUGUUCUUCUUGCACUGACGAGUUCUGCAGUUGCACAGCUUUGUCUCCUUGCUCCUGUCCCAUCUCUGUCUCACAGUUAUUUAUCCUGUCAUUACAUGAGGCACCUGCUCAGUAUUUAGCCUGUGCCAGUCCAUAUGAACCCCCUCCUGUUCUGUGACAGGAUGGCAGGUGUGGUGCUGUUACCCAUCCCAUACUGGCUGGAAUAUACCCUCAAACUAGGGUAACAAUCACCUAAAAAUGCCUAUUGGUUAAAACAAAACCUCCACUAAUUUAAAAGGAUUUGUGAAGCUGGUUUUUAAAAGUGCAAGAGUGGUUUAUUCUGACCUUUGUGAAACUAGUUUGCUAUGAAGAUGAAGCAAUUUGUAAGAAAUAAUGUGGUUGUAGUGGUGGAGGGGAAUUAUUACAGGCAUUUUAUUUUGUCUAGGCUGGUAAGACAGAAUAAAUUUUAAAAACCCCGACCAGCAUGUGCUGGUUGGUGAGAGCUCAAGGCAAUGGUGAUUGUAGACAAGAAGUGAUUUCCCACAUUUCAUAGGAACUGUGACAGAGUCUGUAAUGGCCUAACCAGGAAAAAGCACAGAUCCCAGCCCUGGACUGCAAGGUAAGGCCUUAAGGAAAACUGGAGUUUUCAUUCAAGCUUCUCAGUGCUGAAUGAAAGCCUUGGUUCCAUCUGGGAUCUCUUGCAGAGGCAGCAGUGGGGGCUGCCCAUUCCUCGACAGCAGCAGCUCCUGUUCAGCUCCCAUGGGCAGAGCCAGAUCAGCUCUAAUGAGAGAACAAUGGCGUGAGCUGGAUGAAAGGCUCAAUCUGUCAAACUUCAUCAUGGCUAUUUUAAAAAUAAACUCUGAGGCAUUUGGUUCUCCAUGAAGUUUGUAGCUGCCUGCCAACUGGAACCCUGGGCUGCAGGACUGUGACCAAGUCCCUUCUCUCCCCAGCUUUCUGUCUUUACAUAAUCUUAAAAGUGAGGGGUAGCACAUACUGCUUAGGGAGGACAUAAAAAUAGACUGAUAAUACCAAGUGUCUUUGGCCUCUGAGAAGCACAGUGAUACUUUUGCCCUGUUUUUCUGGCUGUUCUGUUUGUUGGGACCUGCUGGUUCUGCAGGUGCUGCUUCCAAGGCAGUAAUUCUCCAUAAAUCCUUUCUGGGUGGCUGUAAGGGAGGACAGGAGCAGCUCAGUUGAGGGCAGGAUCCUUCUGUGUUCAUCCUCCCAGCACUCACAUCCCCACCCUCACUGUGCAGGAGUGAAUCCAUCUCAGCAUUCUUCAGUCUCAGGGGUUUGAUCAGGAAUUUGGGCUGUAGUAGGUGUGAGAGGGGCUGAAACAGGCUGGGCUACAGCAGCCCUCAGCCUCCCUUGUUGGGAACUCUGCCAUUCAGAAGGGGCUGGCAGGGUAGCCUUGCCUCGGGAUGGCCCCGCACAGCUUGGCUGAUGGGAUAGGAAAUAUUAACAGAAUUGGGGAAUUGGGUGCCUGCAAGCAUGUUAACUCCAGAUCCACAAGCUCUUUGCAGUGCAUGAAUUCAGUGCUGUUCACCUGUAAAGAAAGAUGCAGAUUUAUUUUAAGUUCUGGAUAUGUGACUCUCUUGUCUGGCCACUGCUCCUGUCACUUUGUAAUCAGGGGAGGGUAGGGACAUGCUGCAUGCCUCAGCAAUAUGCUGCUGAUCCUGAUGGAAAACACUUAUCCAGGAGCUCCUGAUAACUACUCCUAUAACUAUGACUACCCCUUCUACUACACAGAACGUGGGCAAUUGCUUCCUCUUUGCAGGAAACAGCAGGCAGGAGGGACAGCAGGAGGCCAGGUUAUUUCAGACAAAUUCAAGACCUCAAAAUGGGUGGAUGACAAGCUGGCAGCCUGGGUCUUUACCCUUCUAAGUGUGCUUUCUUAAAAGGCAUGUGUUCUAUGAAACCAGGGAAAAGCUUAAAAAAAAAAAAAAAGGAAAAAUAAAUACAGCUUGUCUUGAAUCAUUAGAAGUCAAACUGGUUAUAUUUUUAGAGCUAUGUGACUAUACUAAAAAGUUUUCUCAGUGUUCAGAGGGAGGCUGAGGAAACUGGGCAGAUUUCUAGGUGCUCUCAGACUCUCCCAUCAUGAGAGAAUUUCUCCUGGCUCAGGAUGCAGGCAGCUAUCUGUGGCCAAGAAUUUGGAACCCUCCCUACCCUGCCAAAGGGAUGUCCCUCUCCUCAGUCCCACCCCUGAACUGCACUUUUGUUCCCUUUUGUUAGCACCAGCAAGGUCUGCAGCAAAGGCAGGACAAGAACACAAGUCUCAGGAGCUGCUGAAGUGCAAUACUGGCUGUAAAUACACGUGCCUUUAUUCUUUAUCAUGUCCUGCCUUCAGGAUUUGUGAUGACCAAAGGCCAUUUUGCUUCCUACCUGUGCUUU